Molecule: messenger RNA, 1272 nt
Organism: Microthlaspi erraticum
Lineage: Eukaryota; Viridiplantae; Streptophyta; Magnoliopsida; Brassicales; Brassicaceae
Source: the annotation of a GenBank genome assembly
AUGAGAGAUGUAGGUUUAUGCCGUUUAGGGAUUCUCUUUGCAAUCACAGUCUCUAUAGUCCUGAUGUUGGUCUCUGUACCUAGAACAGCUUUGAACAGAGCUUCCACAGACGGAGAUUUGGAUGAUUUAGAUUUAGACAAAGAUUUGGAAUCUAAGCUUAAUGCUUCAUUGCUAAGAGUAGCUAGAGGUAACAAAAUGUCACUUAGGCUGCAAAGAAGGAACCUUUUACCGCCGAGAAAUCUGGAUCUGUUCCCAAAUCUGGCCAAAGACCGUGUGGUUAUCGUCUUGUAUGUGCACAACCGAGCUCAGUAUUUUCAAGUAACUGUGGAAAGCUUGUCAAAAGUUAAAGGAAUAAGUGAGACACUGUUGGUUAUUAGCCAUGAUGGUUACUUUGAAGAGAUGAACAAGAUUGUGGAUAGUAUCAAGUUUUGUCAGGUGAAACAGAUCUUCUCUCCUUACUCUCCUCACGUGUUCCGAGCUAGCUUCCCAGGGGUAACCAAGAACGACUGCAAGAACAAAGGUGAUGAGGCAAAGACGCAUUGCCAAGGCAAUCCUGAUCAGUAUGGGAACCACAGGUCUCCAAAGAUUGUGUCUUUGAAGCAUCACUGGUGGUGGAUGAUGAACACGGUUUGGGAUGGACUGGAAGAGACUAAAGAUCACAAUGGUCAUGUCCUUUUCAUCGAAGAAGAUCAUUUUCUUUUUCCUAAUGCUUACCGCAACAUACAGGCUCUCACUAGGCUGAAACCGGAGAAAUGUCCUGACUGUUUUGCUGCUAAUCUUGCACCGGCUGAUGUGAAGUCAAGAGGAGAAGGGUUUGAUAGUUUGGUUGCAGAGAGAAUGGGGAACGUUGGGUAUUCGUUUAACAGGAGUGUGUGGGAGAGUAUACACGAGAAGACGAGAGAGUUUUGUUUCUUUGAUGAUUACAACUGGGAUAUAACCAUGUGGGCUACUGUUUUUCCUUCGUUUGGCUCCCCUGUUUACACGCUGAGAGGGCCUAGGACGAGCGCGGUUCACUUUGGGAAAUGUGGGUUGCAUCAAGGGAGAGGAGACGAAGGAGAUUGUAUCGAUAACGGGGUUGUGAACAUCGAUGUGAAGGAGACGGAUAAAGCUGUGAACGUCAAAGAAGAAUGGGGUGUGAGGGUGUUGAAGCAUCAAGCUGGUUAUAAAGCUGGUUUCGAAGGUUGGGGAGGUUGGGGAGACGAGAGAGACAGGCAUUUGUGUUUGGAUUUUGCCACAAUGUAUCAUCCAAGAAGCAGCAGUGAAUCUCCAUGA